AUGGACCUGGAACAAAUAGAAAGGACUUUAGACCUCUUGGCAGGUCAGAUGAACACCAUGAGCCAGCAGUUGAAGGAGAAUCAAGUUGACCUAGCGGAGCUUCGUAGGAACAUCACCGAGAGGUUCGACACGUUAGAGCGAGCUAAGGAAAACCCAAUUCCCUACACCCCUUCGAGACCUCCUUCCAUGUAUGGGGAUGACGUCUACCACGAUGAGGGACCUCCUCGUGCCCAUCAUCGUGCUCCCCACUAUGGACAUAACCAUCCUCACGAUCCCGAUGUGCCACUCAUGAAAAAUAUCAAAGUGGAUGCUCGUACCUUUGAUGGCACGCUAGAUCCCCAGGUCUUCCUUGACUGGAUCAAAGGUAUGGAUAGUUUUUUCAAGUGGUACAACAUUUCUGACGCAAGGAAGGUUAGUUUUGCUGAGAUGAAACUCACAGGUAGUGCGGGACAAUUCUGGUCAAAUUUAGAAAGCCUUAGAGAAGCCCGCAAUGAGUAUCCCAUUACUGAUUGGCUCACGAUGAAGCGGGAAUUGAAACACAAGUACGUUCCUCCGUCCUAUUUCCCCAGACUGUUAGACAAGUGGAAUAGGCUGACCCAGGGAGGCAAACCAGUCAAGGAUUACAUCGCAUCCUUUGAUGAUUACUUGAUUAGAUGCAAAGGGGAGACCGCUGCUACUCCCACACAAAUUUUGUCCAUGUUCCGUACUGGAUUGCGAGAGGAUCUUCGCAAUGAACUGUUCACCAGGAACGUUACUACUUUAGAGAAUGCCUAUAGUAUUGUUCUAGACCUUGAAGAGAGUCGAUCCCAGCACCCGAGCCGGUCCCACGACGUUAGGCACUCAUACAGACCUUCAGGUAGCUCCACCCCUCACCCUCCUACCACACGACCGUCAACCGGGAGCACCAGCCGACCACCCUCCGGCCCUCCUGCUCCCCGAUCUGAUGUUAGACCUAAACCACCCACCCCGGAUACAUCUAGGUCCAACCCCGGGACCAAGUGCUUUCGAUGCCAGGGGUACGGGCAUAUAGCUUCUCAAUGCUCCAGUCCUUACAAGAUUUCUAUCAUCGAAGAGAUUAUUGAGGACGAUCCUGAACCCGAGGGUGAUCAAAUCCAUCAGGUCGAGGAUGAAGGCGAAUUCUUUGAGGAGGACGAGGAGACCACCGCCCUCCAUUGCCUUCAGAGACUGGAUACCACUCCCAUCUGUGUGAUCAAGGAUAAGAACUGCAAGGUCAUCGUGGAUAGCGGUAGUUGCAUCAAUGCUGUGUCUUCCAGCAUGGUAUCCAAGUUAGGACUCGCUCCCGUUCCUCACCCCAGCCCGUAUAAGGUAGCGUGGGUCAAUUCCGUUGCCUUGGAAGUGAAGGAACGAAGUCUCGUGCCUAUCUCCUUUGCCUCUUACAAGGAGAAUGUUUGGUGCGAUAUUCUGAUUAUGGAUGUUGGACAGAUUCUUUUAGGUCGACCUUGGAUUUUUGAUAAUGAUGUCCACAUCUAUGGGCGCUCGAACACCUGCGUGUUCGAACAUGCGGGUAAAAAGAUCAAGCUUUUACCUUCGCAGCCCCGGGGUAAGGAUGACACCAAACCCUCCCCAAUUAAUCCCAAGAAAGGUUUGAACUUAGUUACUGCUAAGGUUUUGGAUUCGGAGGUCGCCCUCGACGCUCCUCUUUAUGCUCUUGUUGGUCGUGAGAUUCCCACUGAAUCUGACGUGCCUAUCCCCGAGGAAGUCCGACCUAUUUUAGAGCAGUUUGCUGAUAUAUUCCCUGAUGAUCUCCCAGAUAGGUUACCUCCACUUAGGGAUAUUCAGCAUGCCAUAGACUUAGUUCCUGGAGCCUCUCUCCCGAACCUGCCCCAUUAUCGCAUGAAUCCUUCUGAGCACGCCGAGCUCAAGAGGCAGGUAGAGGAAUUACUGCAGAGGGGUUUUAUUAAAGAGAGUCUUAGUCCCUGCGCAGUACCAGCCCUUCUUACCCCUAAGAAGGAUGGAACUUGGCGGAUGUGUGUUGAUAGCCGUGCUAUUAACAAAAUCACCGUAAAGUAUCGUUUUCCGAUCCCGAGAUUAGAUGAUAUGCUAGAUAUGAUGUCGGGUGCCAAAUUAUUCUCGAAGAUAGACCUGAAGAGUGGAUACCACCAGAUCCGGAUCCGACCCGGGGAUGAGAGGAAAACCGCUUUCAAAACGAAAGAUGGCCUUUAUGAGUGA
Messenger RNA from Dendrobium catenatum, 2190 nucleotides. RefSeq lists its product as uncharacterized. The transcript is spliced from 2 exons. Gene Ontology annotation, molecular function: zinc ion binding; nucleic acid binding. Lineage: Eukaryota; Viridiplantae; Streptophyta; Magnoliopsida; Asparagales; Orchidaceae. Bases 1 to 2190 code for a protein of 729 amino acids. The record is from RefSeq and is a predicted model, not a curated record.